This is a messenger RNA of Zasmidium cellare ATCC 36951, 1035 nucleotides long. RefSeq lists its product as uncharacterized. The coding region runs from base 1 to 1035 and encodes 344 amino acids. Gene Ontology annotation, molecular function: oxidoreductase activity, acting on NAD(P)H. The record is from RefSeq and is a predicted model, not a curated record. The transcript has 2 exons. NCBI's taxonomy places the organism in Eukaryota, Fungi, Ascomycota, Dothideomycetes, Mycosphaerellales, Mycosphaerellaceae.
AUGAAGGGAGUCGUCUUCGAGAAGCAGGGCGCUGAGCCCAAGGUUGGGAACAUCGAUGUCCCAAAGCCAGGACCAGAUCAGAUCUUGGCCAAGUCCAUCUAUGCGGCGAUGAAUCCAGUUGAUACAAUGAUCCCAAUGAUGGGUCUCCUCGUCCAAUCCUGGCCAGUCGGUCUUGGCUGCGAUGCUGCAGGCAUCGUCGUCGACGCGGGUAAAAAUGCCGCGAAGAAGCACGGCUUCAAGGCUGGAGACCACGUCUUUGGCUGCACUCGUCCAGGAGACAUCCGAUAUGCCACUGGCAACGAAUACUUCUUGAUGGAUGCGUUUGCUACGAUGCGCAAGCCUUCGAACAUCACAUUUGCUCAGGCUUCGACGUCCGGUUCCGCUCUUCAGACUUCUGCUCUGGGUCUGUUUGAGGGGUUGAAACUGGCGGUCCCAGACCCCAAGGCUGCACCUGCCGACCGCAAUGAGUGGGUUCUGAUCCUCGGCGGCUCUGGCAGUGUCGGGAGCGCUGGGCUGCAACUCGCUCGAGCAGCUGGGUACAACGUCAUCGCCUCCUCCUCGCCUAGAAAUUUCGACAAGGUCAAGGGCCUCGGUGCGAACGCAGUCUUCAAUUACGGAGACUCAAUCGAAGACCAGCUCAAGGCUGUCCAAGAAGCAACAGGCGGCAACAUCGGCCUCAUCUACGAUGCCACAUCCUCCGACGACCCAAAGAUCGCCAGAGAAGUCUUCAAGAACUCAUCGGCAAGUACAAAGCUCUUCGCCACGACCAAUGACUGGAGUGGUGUCCCUGAUUUUGAGGGUGGAAAGACGUAUGAGAUCCAUCUGGGUCGCCUGGGUCAAGAUACCGAGGAUGCGAAGCCGAUCAACGAGGCGGCCAUCAAGUACAACCCGAUCAUCCAGGAUCUGCUUGCUAGUGGCAGGGUCAAGACUCAGGACUAUGAGGAGAUCGGAACUGGUGGCUUCGAGGACGCCAUCAAGGCUUGGAAGCACAAGGGCGAUGGUCGUAAGGUGAUUGUGAAGAUUCAGGAUGAGUAG